UUCUCAAUUAAUUUGAAAUUUUAAAACACAUUUGUUGUACUAACUCUACUACUAACUGUCCUGAAACUGAAGAUUCGCUCCCAAACCAGGAAAUCUCAUCUCCUUCUCGUAGAUCUUCUCCUCUGCUUCUUGUUAUACACACACACACACACUAGUGCACUUACUAAUUGCUUUGCUCCCUGUUGGAACCAUGAAGAUUCACAUUCAAUUCAGCACUCUGUCUGCCUUCAUUCUAAGAAUCCUGUUUUCCUCUGCAGAGCCAUUGUCCAGAUCGAGUGCAGCGAAAGCUGUUGUCUUGCCAUUGGAAACCCAAGAAAUCAAGUCCCCUCCACCUCCAAGCAAGCUCCCCUUCACCCACAACGUAACCCUCACAGUCUCAUUGGCCGUCGGCAGCCCGCCGCAGAACGUCACGAUGGUCCUCGACACGGGCAGUGAGCUCCCAUGGCUACAAUGCAACACGACCCGGAAGGAUCGGCCCGUAUUCGACCCGAACAGAUCAUUGUCUUACACUCCCAUUCCCUGCACUUCCUCCACUUGCACUUCCCAGACCCGGGAUCUCUCCAUACCCGCCUCCUGCGACUCCAAGAAUCUCUGCCACGCCGUCCUCUCCUACGCCGAUGCGUCGUCUUCCGAAGGGAACUUGGCUACCGAUUAUUUCGCCAUUGGAGGGUCGAGGUUUAACGGCACCAUAUUCGGGUGCAUGGAUUCGGGUUUCAGCAACAAUCUGGAUGAGGACUCGAAGACAACUGGAUUAAUGGGCAUGAACCGCGGCUCUCUUUCCUUCGUCUCCCAAAUGGGGUUGAAGAAGUUCUCCUACUGCAUAUCCGGGUCGGACUUUUCAGGUAUUCUUCUGUUCGGCGAUUCGAAUUUCACGUGGCUGCUGCCCUUGAAUUACACCCCUUUGAUCCAAAUUUCGACUCCUUUGCCCUACUUUGAUCGGGCAGCCUACACCGUCCAGCUCGAGGGCAUUAAGGUCUCGGAAACCUUGCUCCAAUUACCCAAGUCCGUAUUUGAACCGGACCACACCGGGGCGGGUCAAACCAUGGUCGAUUCGGGCACCCAGUUCACCUUCCUUCUCGGCCCGGCGUACACUGCACUGAAAAACGAGUUCAUAAAUCAAACGGCUAGAAUCUUGAGGGUUCUGGAGGACCCGGACUUCGUGUUCCAAGGAGCGUUCGAUCUGUGCUUCCGGGUGCCGUUAAACUCAACGGCGUUCCCCAAACCCCUGCCGUCGGUGAGUCUGGUUUUUAACGGUGCGGAGAUAACGGUGUCCGGCGACCGGCUGCUUUACCGCGCGCCCGGCGAGGUGAGGGGGAAUGAUUCCGUGCAUUGUUUCACAUUUGGAAACUCCGAUCUUCUGGGGAUCGAGGCGUAUAUCAUCGGCCAUCAUCAUCAGCAGAACGUGUGGAUGGAAUUCGAUCUGGAGAAAUCCAGGAUCGGAGUCGCGCAGGUGCGAUGCGAUCUGGCGGGGCAAAGAUUAAUCGCUAAAUGAUUUCAUGAUUUCUUUCCUGUUUUGGAACUAUGAUGUGUUCUUGUUUGUACUUAAAACCAGUAAUUAUUAAAUUGCAUUUAUUCCAUCGGCCAAGAUUGUCCGCUGUGAGAUUUCAGAACAUUACACUGAAGAAAGAAAAUGACCUCUUUUGACAAUAGAAUUAUGAACCGACCAAAUGGAGGAGAAGCAUGAGAUUACAUACAGUUAAAAACGAUGUUUGGAUUUGCAACAAUAGACAUACAACAAGUAUUGUAUUUGUAUGUAUUUCCUUGCUUGGGAGGAAAGUGCAAACAGUGCUUAAUAAUUACUUCAAUAUAUGGAAAGUUCUUGACACCUAAAGACUGAUA
Messenger RNA from Andrographis paniculata, 1839 nucleotides. RefSeq names its product aspartic proteinase PCS1-like. The coding region runs from base 191 to 1492 and encodes 433 amino acids. Gene Ontology annotation, biological process: proteolysis. The transcript has a single exon. Gene Ontology annotation, molecular function: aspartic-type endopeptidase activity. The record is from RefSeq and is a predicted model, not a curated record. NCBI's taxonomy places the organism in Eukaryota, Viridiplantae, Streptophyta, Magnoliopsida, Lamiales, Acanthaceae.